This is a messenger RNA of Branchiostoma floridae (Florida lancelet), 1434 nucleotides long. RefSeq lists its product as uncharacterized. The record is from RefSeq and is a predicted model, not a curated record. NCBI's taxonomy places the organism in Eukaryota, Metazoa, Chordata, Leptocardii, Amphioxiformes, Branchiostomatidae.
CGCGGAUGAAUACUGUAUUCUGCGACCUUGUGGACGUGCUGACACCGUACUGUCACCGUACUGACUGGGACCACAACAGUGGGGCUGUCGGGUUCCCGUCUCUGCAGCCAGCCCAAGUCGUCACUGGGUACAGCGAGCACACUUCCAUCGUGCCACACCUCAUCUGGAACUACAGCACACCUCCAGUGUACGAAAUACUUGUUCCUAGAGACAAAGGAGAGGCAGUGUUUUCAGGAUAUGGUGCUGUCGUCCGCCCCCCUCCCACCCCAGCACCGGAUAACAACAGAAUCAAAGAUUGCGAUGGCAGACCCCCAGCCCCAACCUCCAGCAGAAAAAGCUGGGCCACAACAGAUGCUGUUUGGACAGAACCAACAGGAAACAGGGCUGAGGGGUGUUCAGUUUACACCACAGUACAUCAGGAGAGCUCAGCCAGGCAUGCAGUUCAGACUUCCACAGGCAGAUGGCAUGCAGGGUAGUGUGCAAUACAGACCUCAGCUUCAGUAUCAGGACCACUUUUCUUGCCAACAAUCUGCUCGGAAUGCAAUGAUGGCUUCCGGUCCACGAGUGCCUUUGAUGAGAAUACCUGGAGAUCCCAGCAUGCAGCAGAACUCACAUGGGGACAUUUCUCAAUGUGGACAACAGGUCUGGUCAAAUCCACUGCAGUCUAGAGUUCCUCAGAAUAGGAAAAGUGGCUGGAGCCAGGAGUGUAGGAGAUUAGCUCACACUGCAGUGUUUGGUGCAGCUGCCGCUAAAAAUGGUCCCUGCACGGGAACAUUCGGGACAUUUCCGGCACAUCAUCACAAACAGUACAAAUGUGCUGCUGCGGAGAGCAGGUGGGUUCACUAGUCUGUACUCUGGUACCAGUGAUAGUCAAACAUGGCUUUUUUUCCCCAUUUUGGUGCAUUUUGCGCUGAAAUGCUCUGAGAAUGAUGGCCUGCAUGUUGUUCUGCUGUCUUGGUUGUUAUUUCAACACAUGUAGUAACACUGCAGUCGUGCCAUACAUUAUGUCUUUAGUGUGGCCAGUAAUAUAAAAGUUUGUGAUCGAAGCAGGUCAUAUCUAUGACAUAGUGUCAUACUAUAAUGUCAUUAACCCUCUGGUGGAUACUAUUACACCCUGCUUCAGGAAUUUUACAUAGAAUAUAUUUACAGUCCAAAGUAACAUCAGAUAUCUUUUUAAAAACUUUUACAGAACUGUCCCCAUGUCUUACAAUGUUACAGUUAUAAACACGAGGCUAAAACAUGGCUAGAUUGUGGCUUUCAUCACUGUUGUAUGUAAUGAACACUCAGCUACAGUCGCUGGUAGCAUCUUCAUGGUAGCACGAGAAUUCAGCUGCAUAAGUCACCAAAAAUCUCCUGAUAACCUUGUAAAACAUGUCCACCAUGUAAACAUGAAAACAAGCUGUUUCCCAAGAUAUGCCAGGGAUUGCCGAUGAG